UUGACUCGACGCCAUUACACACAUUUCGAUAUAUAGUCGUCGUCGUGCAAGCGCAAAUUUUCUCAUGAAUUGUGCUCAUUUUCAGUGAUGUGGAGUGCUGAAAGUGCGUGAAAUUUGUGCAGAAGGACUUGCCAAUUGAUUUAGUGAUAUUUCGAGAAGCCACAGAGAUGUCUUCGUUGCAUUUUGUGGUCCAUCCUUUGCCAGGCACGGAAGAUCAGCUCAAUGAUAGAAUUCGUGAGGUGGCAGACAAAAUCAAUAAAUACGGAUCCCCAACUCCGGCUGCCCUUGCAUCCCUCAAAGUUCCCGUGAAGCAGGUUGUAAUUGGACCGUCGCAUCUGGGUUUGCUCCUUGAGGAUGGGAGGGCCUUCCGGGUGGCAUUUUCCGUCAUACCCGAACGCUUGGACUUGAGCAAGCAGGAACCGACAAAGAAAUUUUUAAGCAAUGGUGGCAGUAGCGGCAUCACCAACAACUCAUCGAGCGGCUCCAAGAGUUCACCCGGGACAUCGAGGCAGUUGGCCCGAUCACGGGCACGCAUCAUGCGUACCGCAUCCGUCAGGGGUGGCAGCGGCUCCCGCAGCACCGGUGUCAUCAUCGGCGGUGGAUCAUCCGGGCGCUCAAUGGUCACCGUACCACCGACCUUUGUACCCGAGGAACUCAUCUCUCAGGCACAAAUGGUGUUACAGGGAAAGAGUCGCAACGUCAUCAUCCGGGAAUUGCAGCGUACGAAUUUGGAUGUGAAUCUUGCUGUAAAUAAUUUACUAUCGCGUGACGAUGAGGAGGGUGAAGAUACGGAGGAAGGUGGUGAGAACUAUGUCCCUGAGGAUUUGAUAUCCCUCCUCGAUAAUGGAUUUCACACGGACAGCAGCAUAAUCAUCGAUGCGGAUGCGUCGUUUUCUGAAGAAAUCUUCGGUUAUUCGAGUAUACGCAACUUGUUAUACAGUCGUGUUCGCAACGAGAGGAAUCAGAGCAGCAGCAGCGGCCCCAAUGCCGAGGGUGGUGGUAGCUCUCGGUCGGGCAGUGCAGCCGGCGGGGCGAGCAGCAGUGCCGGCGGCGGGGGCGGCAGUGGCUCUGGCACGGGUGCUGCUGGAACAUCGGGCACUGGGGGAUCAAGUAGUGGUGUUGCGUCAGCUGAUCGUGAUUCAUUCAGUCGCUGGCGCGAUCGGCACUACUUUGGUCCAAGACGGUGGUUCCAUACGGCACGCGAAGAGUCAGCCUGGGAUAAGGAAGCUGAUAUUGCAGAAACAAAGAAGAAGGAAGUCGCCUCGGGAUUGCCGCUUUGGAUUUCAGAUGAAUUGGAAGCAUGGCCGGAGAAGGAUACAGCUCCCCGAUUCACACAGAUUUCCUGUCUUCAUUCGGAAUUUAUUGGGGUGACGGCCAAGGGGGAGCUUCAUCAGUGGAGAUGGGGAGAUCAGGAUCCCUACAGGAAUUUAGAGAAUCCAAAUAUCCAUCAUCCCAAGACAUUGAGUCUCAAUUUGAUCUUUGAGAAAGUCAUCCACAUCUCUGCCACGUCAAUUCGCUGCACAAUCGGGACAGAGAGUAAUCGCGUAGCAACGUGGAUGGAUGAAUUGCUAGGACAUGCUGGGAGUAAGCUAGAGCAUGGGCCUGUUGCUCUCCCUGAAUUAGCAAUGGAUAAAAUUGUCUCCCUGCACACGUGCACGCUGUACACAGUGGCACGAACGGACACUGGGAAUCUCUUCUGGUGGGGUGUCCUACCCUAUGGGCAGCGCAAGAGAUUGUGGGAUAAAUACAAGGCAAAGACAAAGAAACCCGUGCGGAAUAGCUCAAAUAUGCCAGAGGUAACUGUGGGGGCGCAGGUUUGCAUGAAGAACUCCCCAAUGUACAUGCCGGGAGCCAUUGGAUUCACCAUUUCCAAUGGAGUGCCAAAAGUGGGGCAACUGCUCAAUGCUGCGUGGGAAUUCGCCGAUACGUGCCGUUUUAAAUUGGUCGCUGUACCCCAGCAGCCGACCAAUUCGGGGAAUGCAACGGGAAUUCUCACGUCGAAUGAGUUGAAGGAUUUACCCAAGUCGAGUGGAAGUGGUGUGAAUCAGGCACAGAGCUCCAGCAGCAAUUCAUCGUCUAAAUCGGGAAAUAAUCCGAAGGAGACUGCCGAUCGUAUGGAUAUGCCACCACCACCGUCUCCGGCAUCGAGUACGUGCAGUGAUACAGGAAGCGUAACGUCGCACAAGAGGCAGAAGCGUAUGGCACCGAAGGAGGAUACGGACAACAAGAAGGAUGAGGAAUUGUGGACACUGCGUGAUGUGGUCUUUGUUGAGGACGUAAAGACCGUUCCCGUGGGCCGUGUUGUGAAAAUUGAUGGAGCAUAUGCGGCCAUUGAGUUGCCAAGUAGCAAUAGCACAGAGUCCAAGGAGGAAGGAGAUGUCUGGACAAAUUGUCGGCUAAUGAAGAAGGAGGAUUUGCAGGUGAUGAAGUCAACUAACACAUCAAGGGGACCCGAUUGCUUCCAGAAAAUUCCCCGAAGAAUUGUUUUGUCCACCCAGCAGCAGGGCAAUGGCUCGCAACUCCUUACCCUGGCUGUGGAUUCAAAGGGAAUACAUGCCAUCAUGAAGACAGGCACAAAGCUACAUUAUUCCCUAUUUAAUCUCAAUACAGGACGACAGGAGCAGGAUAGUGUCUUUCCGAGUGACAUUAAUUCCUUCCUUGGUAUUUCACCGCGUAAUGUCUCCUUGACGUGCGCCUCUGAGUGUUCGGAGAGUGUCUUGUUGCUACGCGAUGGCAACAGCACAAUCUAUCCCCUGGCGAAGGACUGCAUGGAUGCCAUACGGGAUCCACAGUGGUUGGACUUUCCGCCAAUAAAAUGCGUCACGGCGUCAUCGCUCACCCUCCCAUCGGUUGGGGUGAAUAUGAAAUCUCAAGUUGCGGUGAUUGUGAUGGUACCAGAUAGGCAGAUUCUUAUGCCACGAAUUCUCAGGUGCGACUUCAAGGGGGUCAAGUCGAUACUCACGCAGCUGGAGAAUGGCGAAUUGAAGGCUCAGGUGAGCAAUAUUCUCGCAGAGCGAUGCGACGGUAAUAGGAAUAUCAUUCAUGCUUGCGUCAGCAUGUGCUCUCCGUCAUCCAAUAAGGACAAUGAUCAGGACAUUUCAGCCAGUGGCUCAGGGCUGGAAUGCAUCAAUAUCAUUUCGAAUUCCUUUGCCGGCUGCCGUUCUGUUGGGCUGCGUGACAUAAUGCGCCGUACAACGCAUCGUGAUAUGGAUACAUCGACAAACAAUAGCGGAUUGCAAGCUGGCAGUGAGGAUAGCAAUUUUAUGCCUGUCACCUUCUGGCCACCGGAGUAUGAUCCGAAUUCCGGGGAUGAGGAUAGCCUCUCGGGAUUGAAUGCCACGUCCAAUCAAUCCAAGGGAGCCACGUAUAUUUCAGAUGCAAGUGAAAGGCGUGAAAAUGCAAUCCCCUCAUUGGCAUUAAUGUGCUCAAGUCCAGCCCUACAGCCACAUCUGAAACACCUACUCAGUGGAAAAGAUGCUCAGGGACAGACACCAUUUAUGCUGGCUGUCUCCACACGAGCCUACCAAGCGGGGAAGAUUCUUUUUGACAUGAUUAUGCAACUAUCCAAUGGUGAUGCAACGCUGAGGGAUUCAAUGAUCUUCCCAUCGGGCUCAAAUCCCGAUCAAUCUCCUCUGUACGUGCUUUGCUGCAACGAUACGUGCUCAUUCACAUGGACAGGAGCUGAUCAUAUCAAUCAGGAUAUCUUUGAGUGUCGCACAUGUGGACUCGUUGGGUCUCUCUGUUGUUGCACUGAAUGCGCCAAAGUCUGCCACAAAGGGCACGAUUGUAAGCUCAAACGUACCUCCCCGACUGCUUACUGCGACUGCUGGGAGAAGUGUAAAUGCAAAGCACUAAUUGCAGGGAAUCAGACAAAGCGCUUUGAGCUUCUUUGCAAGUUGGCCACAGAUACGGAUCUUGUGACACGUUUCAAUUCACGCGGGGAAUCAAUCCUGCUCUUCCUCAUUCAGACUGUUGGACGUCAAUUGGCUGAACAGAGUCAGUAUCGUUCGAGUUCACGUGUCCGUAAUCCAGCAUCGAGUAAUUCACGCAAAACCCCAUCAAUGGAUGUUGAUACGGAUAUGCCGGAACACAAUUUGGAGCCACCGAGAUUUGCAAAGAAAGCCGUGGAUCGCCUUCUGAUGGAUUGGGCUGCUGUCCGAGCGAUGAUUAUGACGGGGGUGGAGCAAAAGCAGGAAACUAACCCAAAUUCCACGGCACCAGCUGCUUCAUCACGUUCAGUCGGGCAGACAAUCUACGAUGAACCGGAAAAUCAAUCGCUCUAUCUUCAGUCACAGAGUGGGACGAAUCUUCUGGAUAAAUUCACGCACAGUCUCUUUGUUUGCUGCAAUCACGAGCCAUUAGAUACGCUGCUGAUGACACUUGUGCGUGAAUUGCAGAAUGAUCGCAUCCCGGGGCGCGUUGAGGAUGCCCAAAAGGUUGCCAGACGCUUCAUUCGGUCCGUUGUGAGGGUGUUUGUCAUCUUUAGCAUUGAACGUGUACCGGUGUCGGAUAAGCAGAAGAUACCGCAAUCACAGAAUCGCAAUAUAAUGACGUGCCGCAGGGUUUUCCAGUCGCUGAUUAAGAUUUCCAUUGAGGAAUUGUGCGAGACUGCGGAUGCCCUAAUUGCACCUGUUAGAUCAGGGGUUGUUCGCCCCACAGCUCCUUUCACAUUGUCGCCCAGCAGUACAGAUAGUUCUGACGAUGUGUUUUCGGUGGAACCACUUGCACCACCAACUGCACGACACAGCAGUGCAAUGUCAGCAUCAACAGCUGUUUCGCGGAUUGACAGUGAACAACAACCGGGCUACAUGUCUCGCAUUAAUGUCCGUUUGAGGGAUAUUGAUGAUCAAAAUGACGGAGAUGCCAUUGGGCAGGAUGAUGGAGAGAUUUCGGAGCAGGAUGAAGUAAUGGAGCGCGAUAGUCGUUCCAAUGUUCGUCCGAAUAAUGCAAAUAUGGAAGAAGAGGCACAAGAUGCUCUUGUGAGGAAUGAAGAGGCUGUUCAGGAGGGUGAGAGUGACAAUGAAUUUAAUUUUGCCGAAGCAGAGACGGAGAGUGAUUCAGAUGAUAACCAGAGUACUCAAGAUGCUCAAAGGAGUGUCCAGACGGGAGCCACAGCUGGAUCCGAUACAGGUUUCUUUUCACGCAUCAUCAUUCAUGACGAUCCAGAUGAUUCUGGGGAAUCGAGUCAACCAGAUGACGAUGGCUCUGAGGAUGGAGAGACAGAUGAACACUCUCAGGAGGACUUUACGUACACAUUGGGCGAAGAGCAGCUGGAACGUCGAACAACAUCAUCGGGGAAUCAGAGGAAUAAUCUUGCGCCACAGAGUAUGCAAUGGGCAAUAAGGAAUCGAGAUUCAAAUCGUUCCUCGGGCGUACGAUUGGCAGCUGGUGGAUCCAAUCUUGUCUUUAUUGAUCCAACAGCUCUGAGGAGAUCCACAGCAGCGAGUGCAACGCAAGAUCCGCAUCCGGGUGGGACAACAGCCAGUUGCUUGGCACGAGCAUUUGGAAGUGUUGUCCGGCAAAUUUCAGAACUACUAAAUACCCCACCGGAUUGCAUUCAGCAAACACCACCAAUGCAGCAAGUGUUGAAUUUCACGUAUCAAGACACGAUGAAGUUGCAAAAGUACAUUGAGACACGACUCAAGUCCACGUGGGAUUGGAUACUCACCGUAAUGGAUGCCACGGAGGCACAAUUGAAGUUUGGGGCAUCAUUGACAAAUUCAGCUGAUCCCUCGCAUCCGCUGCAUCCCCUACAUCCACCCCAUCAUCCCACAACGAGUAGCAGUGGGAGCAGUUCGAUGGGUGUUAGUGGACUUGGGAAUGAUUCUCAACCAUCUCGCAGGGAAUUCCUCACCUAUUGCUUGUCCCUUAUGCGGGCACAUAGCUCUGAGCAUCGGGAUUCCCUGCCUGUGUUGGAUAUAACAGCCCUACGCCAUAUAGCCUAUGUCCUCGAUGCCAUUAUCUUCUACAUGCGUUCAGCCACGGAGCAUGAUUUGGAGAGGAAUGAUAGUGGUGGGUGGAAUGAUCAAGAUGAGAAUGACAAUGAGGAGACAGAAGAUGAGUUGUCGUCGUCACUUGGUGUGGAAACGGAUUCAGUUGAUGAUGAUCUCGCACCAUCACUUGGGCGUCGUCAUGGCUUCUUCCAGCGCUCCGAUUCAACACUCUGUCUUGGUUGCCCGGCUCCGGAUCCAUUUAACACCCCAAUGGCUGAAGCUCUUCCGCUGGCAGAUCAGCCACAACUCCUACAGCCCAAUGCAAGACGCGAGGAUAUGUUCUCAAUGCCCAAGCAUCAAAUUACAGUUCCUACAGUGGCCAAUGAGCAGCCGGGUGUUAAUUCACCCCUCGAAGUACCACCAACACGGCUGGGACUCUCAUCUGUGGGCAUCAGCACAAGUCCCGCGUCUCCGGGCUAUGUGGAAUUGAUCUCAGACAUUAUUCCGUCGGAUGAAAUUAUUGCCGAAGAAUCAAUGAGUCAGCAGGAAUUGUCCAAAUCUGGUGAUGCGGAAAAAAUGGACAGCGAUGUGAGUGAGAAUGCGAGUAUCGUACCAAUUGCGGGUCCAUCGAAGGAGACGACGUCACAGGUGCCGGAAGCACCUGCGGAAUUCCCAAGCAAUGUUUACGUGCAUCUGAAGAAGCGAAAGUACUACGAUCACUUUGCCACGGAGGAAGUGAAGCAGCAGACUGAUGAGGAACCACAAGACUUAUCAUGCUCCAAGGAGAGCAUUGCAAAGAUGGACGUUGAUACGGAUAAUGAUGUUGUGAGUGAUUCAGAUUCCGAAUCGGGCACUGUGCAGAAGAUGCCGGAAGAAUCCCAGGAUCAAUCAUCCUCAUCGGCUUCAUCGUCAAUUCGUCCGCAAAUUAUUGUCACACCGCGCAAAGUAGCAGCUGCCAUUGAGUCCGUGACUGCGAGUGUUUUGGCGAAGAAUAAGAAAACAAAUUUAGCUGAAUGUGUCUCUGAAGUUCCUAUCACCCUGCUGCCCACGUCAUUCUCCGUUUUUGACAUUCAAGGCACUUCCUCAGGGGCAGGAGCAUCGGGAAGUGGAGCUGGAACGAGCUCAUGUGGCUCCCCAUCGAAGAGUGUCAUUGUUCGUGCUGGAUCAUCGGCAUGCUCGAAUUCAAAUGAAGUUCUCCAGCAACCAGAUCCAAUGGAGACUCAGGAAAUUUCAGCUCAUGUCACUGUGGAGACAACCCCCUCAGUUCAGCCACAAAUGCACCACGAACUCCCACCGAGGGGUCUCUACUUCCGCUCAAGUGUUGCAAGUCAACCAAUAACAUCGGAUCUCCUCCUGGGACGCUGGAGAUUGUCACUUGAUCUCUUUAGUCGUGUCUUCAUGGAGGACGUUGGACUAGAGCCGGGGAGUAUUGUGUGCGAACUUGGUGGGUUUCCCGUGAAGGAGGCACGCUUCAGGCGAACCAUGGAGAAAUUACGGAAUAGCCAACAGAAGGAUUUGAUUUUGCCGAAGAUGGAACGAAAUAGGGCAAGUCUCCUCAUCCAGACAUUCAAAGAGCUCAACACGCAGUUUGGCAAUCAAACAAGACGUUCACAUCCACCGCUCAUCUUCAAUCGUGUCAAGGUGACGUUCAACAAUGAACCGGGUGAGGGUUCUGGCGUGGCACGUAGCUUCUACACAUCACUCGCCGAAGCGAUACUUGCAAAUGAGAAACUCCCGAAUUUGGAGGCUGCACAAGUCGGUCCAAGUAAGUAUACUGUGCCAUUUGGUUCGAUGUUGAGACAUCGUGGUGUCACAGGAUCUUCUGCACGAGAUGCAGUUCCAACUUCGGCAGCUUCCCAAGCAACUGCGGCACGGCGUGUCUUCUCCAAUAAGUCCCUCUGGCGCCCUGGGCGUGAGACGCGGAAGACGCUGAACUACGAUGCGCGCCCGUAUACACCGCUUUCGGCAAUUGGAGGUGCGGGAUCGUCAUCAGCUGGUGGCUCCUCUGGGGGUAAUGCAGCAGGUGGUUCGGGUUCCAGUGGGUCCACUGCCACAGAUAUUACCGUUCAAAUGGGAGAGCGGCUCUACCCACGCGUGUAUGCCCUUCAUCCCAAUCAUGCGGCCAAAAUCACAGGGAUGCUCCUCGAAUUGCCACCAACUCAGCUACUCAUGCUCGUGUCAUCGGAGGAGACGCUACGGCAGAAGGCCAAUGAGGCAAUGGAUGUAAUCAUCUACAGGCAGCGUCUUGAGCCAGAAACCGGCGGUGGAUCAUCAAGCAGCGCUAAUUUGGGUGAAUCCUCAGCAAGUGGUGGGGGUAGUGGUCAGACUUCUGGGGGUAAUUUUUCACCGUCAAAGAAAAUGAAUCCCAUUGUUGUGCUGGAAGAAUGCCAACUUGAUGACUCGGCACCGCUUUUCUACUCACCCGGAAAACGUGGCUUCUACACACCACGCCAAGGAUGUGCCACAUAUGAAAGGAUAAAUGCAUUUAGGAACAUUGGACGACUUAUUGGACUGUGUUUGUUGCAAAAUGAACUCUGUCCGAUGUUUCUGCAGCGUCAUGUGCUCAAAUAUAUCCUGGGUAGACCGAUAAGAUUCCACGAUCUUGCAUUCUUUGAUCCGGUCAUUUAUGAAUCCCUUCGACAUCUCAUUAAGGAUUCUCAAUCGAAGAAUGGGGUAUCAAUACUAAAUAGUUUGGAAUUGAACUUUGUCAUUGACCUUUGUCCCGAGGAAGGAGGUGGCUCGGUUGAGUUGGUGCCUGGUGGACGGGAUUUGCAGGUGAAUGAAACAAAUGUAUACGACUACGUCCGAAAAUAUGCCGAGUUCCGUAUGUUGAAAGCACAAGAGAAGGCUCUCGAUGCAAUGCGACACGGUGUUUACGAUGUUCUGCCGGAAUAUGCAUUUGAUCGUCUAACAGCUGAAGAUUUGCGUUUACUUCUCAAUGGUGUUGGGGACAUUCAUGUGGGCACACUCAUUUCCUACACGAAUUUUAAUGAUGAAUCAAAUGAGAAUAGUGACAAAUUGCUUAAAUUCAAACGAUGGCUGUGGAGUAUUGUGGAGAAGAUGAGUCCUCUUGAGAAGCAGGAUUUGGUGUACUUCUGGACUGGAUCACCAGCUCUACCCGCAUCCGAGGAGGGUUUCCAACCAAUGCCAUCAGUUAACAUUCGUCCAGCUGAUGACACACAUCUCCCAACGGCAAACACAUGCAUCUCACGCCUCUACAUCCCACUCUACUCCAGCAAGGCUAUCCUUCGGCACAAGCUCCUUUUGGCAAUUAAAACGAAGAAUUUUGGAUUUGUCUAGGCAGCUUCAACGAGAGGAUAAAUUGUGAGUGCAUAAAAACAAGAAGAAUUUUGCAAUUUUUCACUUGAUUGACUCCACGAAUUGGCUGCAAAAAAUUCUCAAAAACAAAUAAAAAGAUGUCGUUGAUUAAAUUUAUAUUAUUCAAAAAAAAACAUAAUAGAAAAUAAUAAUCAUAUUUUUCUAUUUAUUUAAUUUACUAGGAUAUUAUUUGUAUGUGAAAAAGGAAUACGACAAGUUCUCUUUUUUUAUUGUUAUGAGUAUAGCUAUAAAUGAGCAACAAAUGCAUAAAAAAUGCCACAUAAUUUCCUUUUAUUAUAAAAAAAAAGAAAUCUUCUGUUUAAUCUUUUUUUUUUUUGCUUUUUUCUUUCAAGUUUAUUAACUUUUCUUCUUUAUUUUUAAAUAAUAAAUUUUUGUAUUUUCUUUUUGCUGUGAUUCGCUACAUAAAUAUUAUAUUAGAGAAACUAAACUCCUUCCAAAGGAGCUAGAAUGCAUUCACAAAUGCAACAAAUGAAUGAAUUUAAUUUUUGAUUUCCUUCGAAAUUCCUUCGUUCUCAAUUUAAAACAUUUAUUCCAAAAAAUAAUUUCAAAAGUUUCAUAAUAAAAAAGAUUUUUUCCUCCAAAAUUUUCCCAAUUCAAUUACAAUAAAAUAAAAUUAAUAUGUGGCUCAAUGAAAAUUUAGAAAAGUUUUUUGCAACAUAACGAGGAAAUAGUUUACAUAAUAAAGAUGUAAAAAAAUCAUAGUUAAUGACAAAAUCAACAGAGUCAAGUGAAAUUAUUAAGUAAUACAUAUAAAUAGAGAAAUAUCACAGGAACUACAUACAAGAAAUUUAAUUUGAGAAGAAACAGAAAAUAUUAUUAAAAGAAAAAAAAUAAUCUUGCUGACGAUAUAUCAUUCUUAAGUUAAGUAAAAUAUUAUUCACGCAUAAGAUUUGCCGUAAUGGAUUAAUUAAUUAUUAUCUCAAUUAUUCUGAUAUGGAGAGAAUAUAAUAGUUGGCAACAAAA
Molecule: messenger RNA, 10235 nt
Organism: Lutzomyia longipalpis
Lineage: Eukaryota; Metazoa; Arthropoda; Insecta; Diptera; Psychodidae
Gene: hyd
Product: E3 ubiquitin-protein ligase hyd
Exons: 16
Coding region: 168-9233 (3021 amino acids)
Biological process (GO): regulation of double-strand break repair; DNA damage response; protein polyubiquitination
Cellular component (GO): nucleus
Molecular function (GO): ubiquitin-protein transferase activity; zinc ion binding; ubiquitin binding
Source: RefSeq, a predicted model, not a curated record